This is a messenger RNA of Portunus trituberculatus (swimming crab), 3993 nucleotides long. Its product is annotated as ankyrin repeat domain-containing protein 10-like. The record is from RefSeq and is a predicted model, not a curated record. Gene Ontology annotation, molecular function: protein binding. The coding region runs from base 128 to 1546 and encodes 472 amino acids. The transcript has 6 exons. Lineage: Eukaryota; Metazoa; Arthropoda; Malacostraca; Decapoda; Portunidae.
ACAACAUUGACCGAGGCUGUCUUUGCUUGGCAGGCGGCGAGUAAGGACGUGGCGCCCUUGGUCCGUAAUAUUUUCCCCUAAAAUUGAAGUCUUUAUUAUAUCAGCUUGAUAAAACAUCUUAUUACAAAUGGCAACCGAGGAAAACAAAACCCACAGUGGCAAUUGGAGUGUGAUGAGUGAAACUGCCUUAGCUAAGAACUUUCCGCUGCACCGGGCGUGUCGUGACGGGGAUGUGGCUGCACUCGCCGCCCUGCUGCAGCAGGACGCCACACACCGCCACCUCACACUUGAGGACACCUACUAUGGCUGGACACCUACACAUUGGGCUGCCUACUUCGGCAAGCUGGAGUGCCUGAAGGUGCUGGUGGAGAGCAGUGGAAGUAUGCACGCAGGAAUGACAACAUCAAGAUUCACCCAGACACCAGCACACAUUGCAGCAUUUGCCGGCCAUCCUCAUUGUCUUAUGUGGCUGCUCCAGACAGGACUAAAUGUCAACACACAGGACUAUCUUGGAGAGACAUCGCUUCACAAGGCAGCUCGGACGGGGUCUAUGGAGUGUGUCACUGUCUUGUUGGGCAGUAAGGUUCUGAUAGGAAUUUUGAACAACAAUGGUCAGACAGCAGCCCAACUUGCAAAUGCAUGUGGCUACAGUGACUUGGCAAACUACUUACUGCAGGCUGAAGGAAAACAAGCUAAUGGUGAGCACAAUGGUUUCAUCAGUUGUAGUGUGCCAAGCCAUGGCCUUAAUGGAGGAGUCUUCCCACACAGCACUGAAAUGGGACAGCUCAAUGGAACUCAUAAGGCAGAUACCCCCAAUAAUGGCUUCAUAUCUGCAUCUAAUCACAUGAGUACAAAUAGUUCUGUCACUGGUAGCAAUUCUACCUUCACUUCUUCCAAUGGUUAUUAUGGCUUUCAGCCAACAAACAAUCCUGCAAAUGAAAGUAUGAAUGGCCAUGGAAAUAUUGCUUCUAAGUCUCAUAAUCAAGAAUCUGAAGACUGUGAAAUGGAAACCGAUGCAAAUCCAGUUGAUUCUCAGAAUGGAAAAGACAACACCAUGGAACCUGUCUUGAACAAUUACAUGAAAUCCUCUUCCCAGAAUGGAUUUUGUAAUGGAAAUAUUCCUAAAGCCAUGUCUACAUACACAAAUGGCAGCAAACAAAAUGGAUCCAGAGAAGUAGCUAAUGGUCAUAGAGCCAAGAUAGGUUUUGUUAGUGUAAGUCCUGUUAACCAGACAAGCUUUGUGCAUAAGACUCUUCCUCCAAUGGAACAAGAUAUCACUUUGAAUGAUGGAGUAUCCAAAAAUUAUAUUCCUAUUGCUGGUUGCAAGAGAUCAAGAGAAGAUGUAUAUGUUCCAGAAAUGAAGAGGAUGAAAACUGAUGAUGGAUUACCUGUGAAGAAGCUGCAGCAGCACCACAGCCAGGUCCAAGCCCCUGCUACCAUGACAGUCUCCUCCUCCAUGGUGGACCACUUUUUAACUGUCAAAAUGGAGGACGGUUAUGAGGCAAUCAACUUUGAGGCAAUGAUGGCUGAGGUGCAUGGUUGCUAGUUAAUUGCUUUCAUGUUUGAAGAAAGUUAAAAAAAUGUAAUGUCACUAUAAUUUUCUAUCCAUAAGCAAGUAGCUUUUUUUUAAGUUAUGAGUAUACAAAGUAAUGAGUGAUAUAAAUUUAACUGAUUAUUGAAGAACAUCUAGCAUAUGAUGAUUUUGUAUUGGAGUCAUUCCCAUUCUAAGGAUAACUACGUAUAUUCUUUGGAGUGAAACAGUAAUCCUACUAGUUGACUGGAGUAAGUGACGGCUCCACACAAACUGGAAUAGUCUCCUAACCCCACUCUCUUAUUACAUACCAAAAAUCCAGGCACAGCACAGGUGGCCACACAUGUCACAACAAGGUUCAACAGUGUACAUUAGUUUACUGCUGCGCUUUCAUAAUGAUAUUCGUUCUUACUACACACCUACUCCAAUCCAGAGACCAUAGUACCUGGUCUAUAAGAAUGGUAUGAGUGACCCCCCUCCCCCACACACACACAUACUUGAGAAGUAUAUUCCAUAUAGCGACAAAUAAGGCUAUUGUACAGAGUUAGUAGCUGGGGAUGUUAGAAAAAUUGGCAGAAACGACUCAGAAUGGCAAACAUCAUAGAAGCUAGGGCACUCCUCCAGUGAACUAGCUGGAUCUGGUGUUGGUCAUCGUGAAAUUAUGUAAAAAACCUAUCCAGAUAUUUAGUAUACAUUUUCACUGCAUAGGUAUUCAUAUAAAUACAUUCAUCUGCACAAGAAAUGUAAUCUCUAAUCUGUUCAGGGUGGUCUGAGUUAUCCUUACAGUGGGAGUUCUUCAUUAUACAUACCAAAGAUUUGUCAAUUUUUGAGAGGGCAAAUAUAUAUGGGUUUUAUUUCAUAUUAAACACAGUACUGCUAUUUAUAAGGUAAGCCUCCACAGGAUGGCUCUGGGGAAAGGAGAUGAUGAGAUCCCCAGUUAAUCCAUAUGGCAGGAGUUUAUGCCUAGUCCUCCAAACAAAAGUUGGAGCUUAGUGCAAUAAUAUUGUAUCUUAAGUCGUGUCGGACAUAUUUACAACUAACUACUGAUGUCAACAAUUUAAGAUUUAAUAGGACUUGGUUAUUAGUAAUGUUACUGCCUGUUAUAGGUUAUUCUUAUUACAAAUGCAAAGAUUGUUUUCAUUAUUGCACAUGAAUGAAACCUGUUUUUGUAAUUUCAACAGUAUAUAGUAGUAAUGACUACCGUUUGUGUUCAUGACUAAGUGCUGAUGGUUAUGAAGUAUAUCCAGUAGCCACUAGCAUCAAUUAUGAUGGCAAUGGGCUAACAAGUUAUGGUGAUUUGAUGUACUUCACUGAAAGUAUAUCUUUAAGUUAUCUUGAUGGAACUUGCAUUUAGUGUAGUGAGGAUCAUUGUUAGCAUUUAUUAUAAUUUAGUUUUUUAUUAAUUCCCUUUUUCAUAUGGGUGACAUACAGUAAAGAAGCUGGAAAGAGAAAUGAAAGUAGAGUCAAAAAAUACAAGUGUCUUUCUGCUUCCUUCUUGUAUGGUGGGAAAGCAUCCAGUGGGAAGGCAGAGGAGCAAUACCCCACCUUUACCCCAUUGUCAUAUACAUCAUGCAGGGAAUACAGAGAUAUGUGUUAUGUAAUAUCCAUGUCUCAGUGACUAAAUAAAUCAAUAUUAUUAUUGUUACCUCCAGAUGUUGCUGAUGAUACCUUCUGCUUUUUAAGAUAGUUGUUUUAACAAGGGGCUUGACCUACAGAUACAAUUUUCCUAGAGGCAUUAGUAUGUUUAUCAGCGAGGAAUAAUUAUCACAUACACAAUAUAGAUUAAUAAAUUUCCAGAAUCUCACAAAACCUAAUGUCACAUCCAUUAUGUAUAUUGAAGCCAGUGAGUUUAUAAAUUUGUCAAACUUCUGGUACAUGUGCAUGAGAGAGUUGAAAGAAGUUUCUUGGCAUGUUCUAUACCUUCAAUGGAAUCUUUUUAAUCCAUGAGCAACAUAAACCAGACUCACAGAUGUGUGUAAUCUGAGGUCCCCCUGUAUUGUAGAAUAUGGGUCAUGGAAGUACAGGUACAUACCAUUUUUACAUAACAUUUUAUACAAAACAUUUCUUUAUGGAAAUGAAAGAAGUUACUAAAAUAAAAAAAAAAAAUGAAAAUUUCAAUUCUAGGUCUCCAUGUAUCAUUACAAGAUCCAUGACAAUGUCUAUGUCUAGUAGAGACAUUCUAAAAUGUUAUGUAGGGUGAUGGUCAUUUCUGAACACUGUAGUUACAAAUUAUAAAUGUACAAAUGGGUGAGAAGUUAAGAGCCAUUAAUUGUUAGUUUUGUAUAAUUGUUUAUAUAUCUAGUAUGCCCACAGCAGCCUUAACUAGAUUCCCAUAUAAAUUAUGAGUGAAUAUAAGCAUCAACUACGACACUGUUAAAAUGAGCGUGAAUGAUCACAUGAUUGUUUUAAUACAGUGAGAGAAUUCUUAUGGAACCUAAAUGGAAAUAAAGUUUGUCUUGAAC